Zerene cesonia (dogface butterfly) is the source of this 922-nucleotide messenger RNA. RefSeq names its product ribosomal RNA processing protein 36 homolog. The transcript has 4 exons. NCBI's taxonomy places the organism in Eukaryota, Metazoa, Arthropoda, Insecta, Lepidoptera, Pieridae. Gene Ontology annotation, biological process: maturation of SSU-rRNA from tricistronic rRNA transcript (SSU-rRNA, 5.8S rRNA, LSU-rRNA). The record is from RefSeq and is a predicted model, not a curated record. Bases 164 to 874 code for a protein of 236 amino acids. Gene Ontology annotation, cellular component: 90S preribosome; nucleolus.
GUCUACAGUCUGCACUCUGCACUCGAUGGAAUUGAAUACAAAUUAAUAAAUACCUAACCUAAUACCCAUGUCCUAUUCUAUAAAACAAUACAUCCUAAUUUAUUAAAUAAUAAACACUUUGCAGUUAAUGUUUUGAAUUUGUGCUAUUUUAAGUUUAUAUACAAUGGAGAGUAGUGCUGAUGAGAAUGAAAUUUCUGAUGUAGAUGAUAACGAGAGAACUGCUAUAAAGCAAGAGCUAUCCAACAUGUCAUUUGAAGAUCUCCAAAAAUUAAAAGAAAAAAUUGGUGCCAAGGUUUACAAAGAAGUUGUGUUUGGUAAAAAUAAAAAUAAUGAAAGACCUAAAAUGUUCACCAGAGAGAAUAAAAAUAGGCCUCGAGAGGUUAGUGCAAAGAAACCAGUAAAAAUGCAACUAGAUAUUGGUGCUGUGAAGAAGAAAGAAGUGCGUGAUCCUAGGUUUGAUCCACUAUGUGGUACAUUUGACAAGAAGCAGUUUAACCAAGACUACGGUUUUCUAUCUGAUAUGCGAAUGAAUGAUAUGAAAGCAAUUAGGAAUGAGCUAAAACAAACCACUGAUCCGGAUAAGCAACUUCAAUUGCGUAGACUUUUACAAAGAUUGAAGGACAAACAUAGAGCCAGUAAGAGAGAGAAAUUCGAAAAGGAGAAGAGAAGUAAAGAGAUUGAGCUUGUGGAAGAGGAAUUCAAGCAAGGCAGACAACCACACUUUAAGAAUAAGUCGGAACUACGAGUUGAGUCCUUAGUACAACAAUAUGAAGAACUCAAAAAGAAGGGUUCUGGCAGAAUACAGCGUCAUCUCAAACGCAGACAGCAGAAAAUUAAAAAGAAGUCAUUUAAAACUCCUGUGGGUGUCGAUUGAUGUUAGUUUUAAGUGUAUAUUAUAAUGAUUAAAGUUUUUAUUGCAAGG